Molecule: messenger RNA, 715 nt
Organism: Brassica oleracea var. oleracea
Lineage: Eukaryota; Viridiplantae; Streptophyta; Magnoliopsida; Brassicales; Brassicaceae
Product: agamous-like MADS-box protein AGL31
Exons: 8
Coding region: 20-715 (231 amino acids)
Biological process (GO): regulation of transcription by RNA polymerase II
Cellular component (GO): nucleus
Molecular function (GO): DNA-binding transcription factor activity, RNA polymerase II-specific; RNA polymerase II cis-regulatory region sequence-specific DNA binding; protein dimerization activity
Source: RefSeq, a predicted model, not a curated record
CUGGUCGGAGAAAAAAGUUAUGGGAAGGAGAAAAGUGGAGAUCAAACGAAUUGAGGACAAAAGCAGUCGACAAGUUACUUUCUGUAAACGACGCAAUGGUCUCAUAGAGAAAGCUCGCCAGCUGUCAGUUCUCUGUGGAUCCUCGGUUGCUGUUCUCAUCGUUUCCUCUAUAGGGAAAGUCUAUAGCUCUUCAUCCGGCGAUAGCAUGGCCAAGAUUCUCAAGCAUUACGAAGUACAACAUGCUGAUAAGCUUAAAACCUUGUGCCUUAACAUUGUAAAGACGGACCAGCACAGAGGUACUUUGUUUUUCACUGCAGUUAUUGCACUAGAAACUCUACGACAAGUUUCUAAACUUGAUCUCACAGAAAAAACUCAGAAUUACCUUUCACUCAAUGAGUUACUAGAAACAGUCCAACGCAAGCUUGAAGCAGCUAACGUUGAUAACAUAACCGUACAGUCUCUAAUAUCUCUGGAAGAGCAGUCCAAGACUGCUUUGUCUUUAACUAGAGCUAGGAAGACAGAACUAAUGAUGCAGCUUGUAAAAAGUUUUCAAGAAAAGGAGAAGCUGUUGAGAGACGAGAACACGGUUUUGGCUAGCCAGGUUGCAAAGAUGGGGAAGGAGAAGGAGUUUCUGGAGACAGAGGAUGAAAGAGCAAUGUUACUGGAAUAUAGCUCCGGCAGUAACCUACGGGAGACUCUUCCGCUUCUCAAGUAA